Messenger RNA from Macrosteles quadrilineatus (aster leafhopper), 816 nucleotides. RefSeq lists its product as uncharacterized. NCBI's taxonomy places the organism in Eukaryota, Metazoa, Arthropoda, Insecta, Hemiptera, Cicadellidae. The transcript is spliced from 3 exons. Bases 93 to 800 code for a protein of 235 amino acids. The record is from RefSeq and is a predicted model, not a curated record.
UUCAGUUCACGUUCACAAUCACAAUCACAAUAUUAUUAUAAUAAUAUCAAUCACAAUCAUUCAAUUCUCAUCCUCAUGUCAUUGUCAAUACCAUGAUGAAAACGAAAACAAUUAACGAAGUGAAGAUUUCAUUUUCUAUUGAUAGGCCUAGUCAAUCCCAACAAGACGAUUCGAUGUCAAUUAAUAGUGAAUCUUUAGACACUUACAAUUCUGAUAAAAUUGUUGGAUCCCGUAAAAGAAAAUCGCCUAGGCCUACUGCUCAGGAUGACAACGGUGAUUUUGAACACUUACAAUCCAAUAGGAAACGUAAACAUAAAAAAGGGGAUGGAAAUGAGAACAAAAGUGACUUUCAAUUAGCUAUGGACAAGGCAGUAGACUUCGAUGUUGAAAGUUUAAAGCAAGACAAUACGCCCAAAUCACUCGUAAAGCAAAAGAAAUCAAAAAAGAAGAAAAAUAAAUCCAAGCCAGUUAGCGUACAACCCAACUCUUCUAUCUUGGAUUAUUUAACUAGAUGGAAGAACGAAAGAGGUAAUUGGAAAUUUGAGAAAGUGAAACAGACACGUUUGGUUACCAACAUGUUUGAAAAUGAAAAGUUGCCUGAUGCUCAUUUUGAUAUUUUCCUGGAAUAUAUGGAAGGAGGAAGUAAAAGUAUGAAGGAGUUAAUGUCAAAGAUGGCAAAUGAAGUUAUUGAAGAAAUGGAGAAGUGGGAAAGUUUAACUGAAACAGAAAAAGUGUCUACUCCCAAAGUUAAUGAAAUUAAGUACAACAGAGCCAGAACUGUAUUACAAAUGCUUCAAUAAAACUCCUGUUAAUGAA